Molecule: messenger RNA, 800 nt
Organism: Hevea brasiliensis (rubber tree)
Lineage: Eukaryota; Viridiplantae; Streptophyta; Magnoliopsida; Malpighiales; Euphorbiaceae
Exons: 3
Coding region: 329-610 (93 amino acids)
Source: RefSeq, a predicted model, not a curated record
AGGUGGUUAUUGAAAAAACGAGCAUUGAUUCCUGCAACAAACUGGAAACAUGCAGACCAUUGAUGGUUGGCUGCAGCUGGUCAUUGCUGAAUGCGGACCUUUUCCUUCCUUCUUUUUCCUUUUUAAUAUUUUGUAUUUUCUCUAAAUUUAAGGACUUUGUAUCAAAAUCAAAUCCCUUCAUAUUAGCCUAUCUUGUCGUCAUUCUUAUUCAAUUCAACCUCUCUUUCUUUUUCUUGUUUCUUGCUUUAUUUCCCUUCUCUUUCAACGUCUUCUUUUCUUGGAGAAGGGGGUUUCUUUUUUUCUUGUUUGGUCUGCUCUCUUCUCUACAAUGGCUACUUCAAGAUGGAUCAGGCCUGAGGUUUUUCCGCUCUUUGCAGCUGUUGGGGUAGCUGUUGGCAUUUGUGGGAUGCAACUUGUUAGGAAUAUCUGCACCAACCCAGAAGUCAGGGUGACCAAAGAGAACAGGGCUGCAGGAGUGCUGGACAACUUUGCUGAGGGUGAGAAAUAUGCAGAACAUAGCUUAAGGAAGUUUGUCCGCAAGAGGCCUCCUCAGAUCAUGCCAUCAGUCAAUGGCUUCUUCUCAGAACCUGAUCUUCCAAGUUCUAACUAGAAAUUCACUUCAACGACUGAAGUCAGGCUUUCAUAUUUUGUGCUUGUGAUUUUGAAGGAAAUAGGACAUAUUAUUAUUUUCUUUGUUCCAUUCGAGAGCAUGAAGCAAUUGCAGAUUGCAAGUUGAAGUUUUUGUCAUAUGACCAAACAGUAUUGAAUAAUAAUAAAGUUCUCUGUUACAAUUUCUAUAA